ACAUCGGCUUGAAGCCAACGGGCAUCGGCGUGAUGGCAGCUGUGCACCUCCACAAGGAAGCGCAACAGCAAUGGUUGGCGCCUGACAAAAGCCUGGUGAAGACCCACAGCCGCGACCUCGACUCGAGUGUGGCCCUGGCCGCGACGCCAGUCAUGGGGGCAGGCACUGGUCACGGUGGAGGUGGUAUGCAACAAGAAAUCACCAUCACAAAAGUCACCUUUUUGCAAGUUUGUUGUUGAUUAUCGCAUAUCGUCCAGCAUCAAGUUUUCGCAUAGACAGAACUUUUUGUAAUUCUCAAGUAAGUGCGCUGUGCGCAAAUGCAAAAGUGAGUGUGCAGAUGGUUUGUAGCUCUUGAAUAGGUCGUGGCGGCUCUGGAGGAGGAGCGCCGGGCGGUCACCAGCAAAUGCUUCCGACGCUUUUGGACCCUAUUCCGCAGCGAGAACAGGAAUCUCGUCCCGGUCCACCCGCUCAUCCCUCCGUCCCCAGCGAAGAUCAAAGUGGGCUGCAGCAUCAAUGCAGCGAGAAUAUUAAGGAGGGAGCAGCCCGUGCUUCGAUGCAAGCUGAUUUAGACCAUAUUACUUCACGUGCGGGCUCGAAACUCAUGGCGGUCCGAGAAAACGAGACGUUGUUCGAGGAAGUCCCCGGCGGUGCGGAGGUCCUCGACGCCUUGACCAACACCAAACCCGCUAGUACGGUUGGCGACGAGCAAUCUUCACUCCCGCGCGACUCGCGCGGGAGUGAAGAUUGCUCCAUUUGGACCGAAGCCGGUCUAGCAGCUGCACCAUUCGGACCUGCUGAUGGAGGACACCACCAGCGUAAAAAGGUCCGGCUUAGCUUCCACCCGUUUCGCGUGAGCCAGAUCAAUCUGCCGGAAGAGACCUAUCGGGUUUUUUGCAAGCUUCGGUUGCAUCGAGAGGUAUCGGAAGAAGAGUGGCUCCACAUGCAGAAGGAGCUUGGCCACAGUAGUACCAGCGGGGGCGGUUUCUUAGCAGCGCGGCGCCGGGAAAAGUGUCCCUUCGAGAUGCCCAAGUUCCUGUACAAAAACUGCCACAACUUGCAGGAAGUGGACACCGAGUGGACUGCGUGGAAACGGACCAUCACAGAAGUUAUCGAAGAAGAAGAAGAAUUUUUGGAGUCGUCCCCGCGGCCCAGUGAGAGUCAAUCCCUGAGCAAGGUGCUGUCGCGACAUUCGGGUGGCGAACAAAAUCCGGAGCUGCACACGACCUCACGGAGCGCUGGUGGUGCUCUUGCGGUUCUUCCUGCGCGACGGUUGCAAGUGGAAGUUGCAGAACAGCUGAACAGCGCGGGAUCUUUUCGCCGACCAACCGUGACAGCGCGACAAACCAAGAUUAUGAAUCCAAUAGCUUCUUCCCCAGCAGCAGCACCUGGUAGUACCGACGCUCCUCCUGUCCUUGGAGGUGACGAGGCAGCAGGAGCAUUGCCUUUGCAAGUGCAAGAGCAUUCAGGGAAGAUGCUUGGAACGGAGCAACUGCAUCAAGACCAUCCUUUUUCAUCUGCCCAAGCCCCCACAGCCGGGGAGGGUUCUGCGACAAAGAAUAUCGGCAAAAGUAGCAAGCAGAAGGACCACAAGCCGGCUGCUGCCCAGACUUCUAUAUCCUGAGUAAAAACGUACCCACACCAGAGUCAGGAUGAGGAUUUUGCAACACAAACCUAGGAGUUUUGUGAGUCACGCAUGACAAGUUGCACUCUGCAGUAAUAUAGUGCAGGUUAGCAAGUGCAGCCGCAUCACAGAUUCAUCUGCUCAUCCUGUUCACAGCAUCACAAAUUCCAAAACACGUUUGGAAAUGGCUCUCAUGCGGAUGCGCGUUACAAGUCCUCCUGUCUUUGCAAAUCUGCAUUACAACUCUGGCGUGGGUACGUUUUUACUCAGGAUACACUACACGGGUGAUUUACGAGGCGAUUUCGCAGAAAAUUUUCCACGGCACCAUGCAGAGCAACAUGGAUGCGCGCCAGUUUCCGUUUGACGUCCAGGACUUGAGCAUUGACCUGUACUGCGAGGACAGUGACACGUGGGAAUUUGACGAGAUCCCCGAGGAGGAGCUUGACCGGUCCUUUGAGUGGGCGUUCCGCAUGCCGGAUUGGUUUCUGUGUCCGGACAGCUUCGACGUGUCGGUGGAGCGCCUCCCGGUGGGCGUGCUGCAUCGUUGCCAGUGGCGGAUCGCGCGGGAGUGGGUCCCCUUUGUGUGGAACUACUUUUUUCUGCUCGUCCUCACCUCCCUGUUAUCAAAUGCAAAAAUGUCUGGGUCUGGAAGAAUGCGCGACUUGUGAUGCAUAUUUUGGGCUUCAUCGGUUCGAAUCAGAUUAUCGAAAUGAAAUCAGAUUUAUGGUAUCCUGGCAAUCCACGUACCCAAGCAAAUCCACGUACCCAAAUCCACGUACCCAAAACCACGCACCCAAACCAAUGAGCCCUCUUUCCGGACGUGAACCCCCACGCUACAAGACACAUUUGGGACUGCAAAAAAGGUUGUCGCUUUUUCAAUUUCAAUGAAAAAAUUAAAAAUAAAAUUUCCAACUUUCGCGGAUUUGCCUUGUUUCCUCGCGAACCACGUCUCCGACAGUUUCGCUUUCUCCGGCCCAUAAAAAUUAAAUUUUGAAAAUUCGCGGAUUAAAAUUAUAUAGCUGACGAAUUUCGCAUCCACUCCUCCAAUAAAAAUAAGAUUUUUAGACUCAACGCCUGUCGUUCUCGUCCUCCCCCUCGUUAUCAAAGCCAUUGCGCAGCACGCGCGAGACCGCAGAGCAUAGCUGUGCUUUGCCUCGCGUUGUUUCACACUGGUCCACCCCCCGGGUGGCUCCUCUACAUUCCUGUCCCGCGCUCGAUCUUCCCGCCGGUCCCGUAAAGCGGAUCGCCCUUUCGCGCCCGCCUAGAAAAUGCGCGGCGGUUUGCAAUGCAGUGCACUAAAUGUCGUUCCUUUUAUUUUUGGCCUGGGGGUACUUGUUGUGGAAAGAGGGCGGCGUACUGUGGUUGUCAUGAUUCCUUGACACGGGUGCCAUGCUCAACGAACAUGGCAUCUAGGGGGCCCAAAACUCCUGCAAGGAGCGAACGAGGGGCCAUGCUCAACAUGGCAUCUAGGGCGCCGGGCUCCACAUGGCAUCUAGGGGAGGGGGGCAUCUAGGGAAGGGGCCCCGCGCUACCAAAAAAAAAGGCGUCUGGGCGGGUUUUUCGCCCCGAAGCCUUCCCGGGUAGCUGUCUCUCCGCCAGCCGUGCCCCGCUUAGGCCUGGGGCUCGUGAGCCUGCCUCGCCUAGCUGAUAGGAAUGAAAACAAACAAAAGAACGCGGCGCCCGGGUGGGUUUUCCGCCCCGAAGCCUGCCCGGGAAACUGUCUUUCCGCCCCGCGCGCCCCGUUUAAGGUUUCCGGGCUAGGGAGCCUGCCGCGCCUAGGAGGCAGGAAUGAGAAAGAGAGCGGCGCCCGGGUGGGUUUUCCGCUCCGAAGCUUGCUCGGGUAAUUGUCUAUCCGGCCCCCGUUCCCCGUGGAGGGUUUCCGGGCUCGGAAGCCUGCGCGCCUAGGUGGUAGGAAUGAAAGAAAAAGCGGCGCCUUUGCGGGUUUUCCGCUACGAAGCCUGCCCGGGUCACUGUCUUUCAGCCCCCGUGCCCCGUUUAGGGUUUCUCGGCCCGGAAGCCUGCUGCGUCUAGGUGGUAGGAAUGAAAAAGACAGCGGCGCCUUGUUGGGUUUUCCGCUCGCUCCGAAGCCUGCCCUGGGGCAUUGUCUCCCCGCCCCCCGUGCCCCGUUUAGGGUUUCCGGGCUCGAAAGCCUGCCGCGCCUAUUUGGUAGGAAUGAAAAAGAAAACUGCGCCUGGGUGGGUUUUCCGCCCCGAAGCCUGCCCGGGUAGCUGUCCCCCCGCCCCCCUCUCCCCGCUUAGGGUUCCCGGGUUCGAAGGCCUGCCGCGCCUAUUUGGUAGGAAUGAAAAAGAAAACGGCGCCCGGGCGGGCUUUCCGCUCCGAAGCCUGCCCGGAUAACUUUCCUCCCGCCCCCCGCGCCCCGUUUAGGGCUUCCGGGCUCGAGGGCGUGUCGCGACUAUGUGGUAGGAAUGAAAAAGGAAACGGCGCCCGGGCGGGUUUCCCGCUCCGAAGCCUGCCCGGGCAACUGUCCUCCCGCCCCCCGAGCCCCGUUUAGGGUUUCCGGGCUCGGAAGCCUGCCGCGCCUCGGUGGUAGGAAUGAAACAGAAAAAGGCGACUGGGUGGGUUUUCCGCUCCGAAGCCUGCCCGGGUAAAUGUCUCUCCGCCUCCCGUGCCCCGUUUAGGGUUUCCGGGCUCGAGAGCCUGCCGCGCCGCGGGGGUAGGAAUGAAAAAGGGAACGGCGCCCGGGCGGGUUUUCCGCUACGAAGCCUGCCCGGGUCGCUGCCUUUCCGCCCCCGUGCCCCGUUUGGGGUCCGUUUGUGGGCCCGGGAGGCUGCCGUGUCUAGUUGGUAGGAAUGAAAAACACAGCGGCGCCGUCUUGGGUUUUCCGCUCCGAAGCCUGCUAGGGGCACUGUCUCCCCGCCCCCCGUGCCCCGUUUAGGGUUUGCGGGCCCCAAAGCCUGCCGCGCCUAUUUGUUGGGUGGGCAUGAAAAAGAAAACGGCGCCUGGGUGGGUUUUCCGCCGCGAAGCCUGCCCGGGUAGCUGUCCCCCCGCCCCCCCCUCCCCGUUUAGGGUUUCCGGGCUCGAAGGCCUGCCGCGCCUAUGUGGUAGGAAUGAAAAAGAAAACGGCGCCCGGGCGGGUUUUCCGCUACGAAACCUGCCCGGGUAACUGUCCUCCCGCCCCCCGUGCCCCGUUUAGGGUUUCCGGGCUCGAAGGCUUGCCGCGCCUAUGUGAUAGAAAUGAAAAAGAAAACGGCGCCCGGGCGGGUUUCCCGCUCCGAAGCUUGCCCGGGCAACUGUCCUCCCGCCCCCCGCGCCCCGUUUAGGGUUUCCGGGCUCGGAAGCCUGCCGCGCCUCGGUGGUAGGAAUGAAACAGAAAAAGGCGCCUGGGCUUGUUUUUCGCUCCGAAGCCUGCCCGGGUAGCUGUCUCUCCGCCCCCCGUGCCCCGUUUAGGGUUUCCGGGCUCGAGAGCCUGCCGCGCCGCGGGGGUAGGAAUGAAUUGAAAAAGAGAACGGCGCCCGGGUGGGUUUUCCACUCCGAUGAAGCCUGCCCUGGUAAUUGUCUACCCGCCCCCCCUUCCCGGUUUAGGGUUUUCGGGCCCGGAAGCGUGCCGCGCCUAGGUGGUAGGAAUGAAAAAGAAGACGGCGCCCGGGUGGGUUUUCCGCUCCGAAGCCUGCCCGGGCCAUUGUCCUUCCGCCCCCGUGCCCCGUUUAGGGUUUCCAGGCUGGGAAGCCUGCCGUGUCUAGUUGGUAGGAAUGAGAAAGAAAACCAACGGCACCCGGGUGGGUUUUCCGCUCCGAUUUCGCGGCUCAAGGCACGGAGUUUCUAAAUUUUAUUUUUAUUGCAAUAGAAUUCAACUCUUCUGCAAAGUUUGCGCUACGAGAGAAGUGUUUUUUCUUGACAAUAAAAAUUAAAUUUUAACAUUUCGCGGAUUGGGCCGCGAAGUUUUGAAAUUUUAUUUUUAUUGCGAUCCUGAAAAAACAAAACAAAAAUCGCAAGAUAAAAGUUCUGAACAAUUCGUCUGGAACGCGCAACGCCACCUCGUACCGCCGGGAUUUGGGCACCCACGGGUGCCCAAAAACAGUACCCAUUUGGGUGCGCAGAUUUGGGUACGUGGAAUUUGGGUACGUGGAACGCACCAUGACCCAGAUUUAUUAUUACAAUCAGGUUAGUUGUGCAAUCAAGUUACUGAAUUCAGAAUAUCAGUGAAAUCAGGAGUCUGGGUUAGGGUUGGGGGUCUAGGGUUUGGGGUUUCUGGUCGUCGGCCAGGGCAGCCGCCGCCGGCCGGCCGGCCGGCGGCGGCUGCCCUGGCCGACGCCUCCCUCUUCUCGUUGCUGCGCCAGUCAAUGCGCCCCCGCGGCUUGCCCGCUCGUCUGGCUGUGUUCUUGCCCCGUCGUGGUUCUCGUUGAUCCCGUCGGCCAGCCCCUUGGUCGGCUGGGCGCGCCACUGAUUCCGGCGGGCCGCUGGGGCCGCCUGGCGUUCGCUUAGGUAGAACCUGAUUGCGUCUCGUAAUCUGAUUUCAGUAACCUGAUUGCAUUUCGUAAUCUGAUUUUACAACUUACGCAAUCUGAUACGACCAGCGUCCCAUAUUUUGUAUGAUCCAUGAUGCAUGUAAUGCAUGCCCUAGCAUCACAGAUCUUAUGAGAGCUUCCUGAUGCCUAUACCGCAUCAGAAAUGCCCUCUGGCCAUGACAAAAACUGGACCUCUCUUGCCGUUCAUGCAAUACAGAUUUAUUGUAGAAUCCAAAGACAGCAUGACAAGUUGAAAUCUUCCAGACCCAGACAUUUUUGCAAUCCAUACCUGUUCGGCUUUUUCAGCUUCGCCUGGGUGGAGGAGCGGCUGGGCGCGAUCGACAACCCGCGGGACGGGCUCGCAGUGGUGGUGAUGGUGAUUCUGACCAACGUGUUAUCAUUUGUAAAAACGUCCCCACCCCAGAGUUGCCAUGCAGAUUCGCAAUGACAGGAGCAUUUGUAAUGCGCCUCUUCAUGAGAGGCGUUUCUAGUCGUGUUUUGGCAUUUGUAAUGCUGCAUCAACCAGGAAGAGCAGAUGGACAUGGAUCUGUGAUGCGUUUUUCCCUGCUAACCUGCACUACACUGAGGACUGAAAUUUGUGAUGCGUGAAUCCCAAAACUUCUAUGUUUGUGUUGCAAAGUCCCCUUCUUGACUCUGGGGUGGGGACGUUUUUACUCAGGAUGCGCGUCCUUCAAGUCGAGCGCCGGCGAGAGUGUUGGCAACAUCGGGUACCUCACCUACCUGGACAUUUUCAUUCUGGCCACGCUGCUCGUGAACUUUCUGCAGGGAGGCCUGCACGCGCUGUUCGGGGUCCAGGGCCCACAAGGCGACUUUUUGAUCCUGCGCGACUGGUUGAUCCGGUUCCUGUUCGGCGUGUACGUGCUCUUCAUCCUGAUCUUCUGCGGCUGGGUGUACCGGCAGCGCGACCGGGCGAAAAACUGCCACGUGGUCGAGGACCGCAGUUUUGCCGACGACCUGGAGGAGGACGAGGGGGAGUUUGAAAACGUAAACAUCACGAGCUUGGAAUCGGACCUGGCGGCGCACUAUCAAGUGCAAAAAUGUCUGGGUCUGGAAAAGUGUAAACUUGUCAUGCAGAUUUUCCAUGAGCCCUGAGUGGUCUGGAAUGCGGGACUUAGCACGACAGACUCUGCGAAGUCUCUGCAAUGCCCAUCCACCUGCAUGAGAAACUCCUGUCCAUCUUGGUCAAAAGUGGACAGCUUUUGGCACUCAUGCAAUACAGAUUUUUGCAUUCUUCAGAUUUACCAUGACAAGUUGCCACCUUCCAGACCCAGACACUUUUGCAAUUCAUACGCACAUGAAGGCUGCGGAGGACGCAGCCGUGUCGCACCGCGCGUCGUCGCAUGGAGACUCUUCGCGCACUCCUGCGUGGAUGAAAACCCUGAGCAGUGACUUGCAGCAAAGGCGCGACAAAUCGUUCUUUUUCGCCGAUCCUGCCAGUUGGUUUCAAAAACAGCUUGCGAAAGUAGCACUACUUCCUUUCUUCACCGCGCCGCGGCAAGCGCUGGUGGUUUUAUCCCGAACCACGAAGAGGAUCAGCGGGAACAAGCGCUCGCUGGAGCUGCAGGAGGGUACUAGUGACGACUCGGACGAGUUGCGCGAUGAUAUCGCGCCCUUGACCAUGGCACAAAGCCGCUCGACGGCCGUAGUUGCAAGUACUAAUAAAUCCGCCGGAUCUACUGGGUUGAAUUUCCAGGUGCGGCGCACCUUAGUGGCUAAUCCUGGCGGAGGACGUGCUACGACUGAGGCAGGUGGUCAACACUGCGGCACCAGCAGGCGCACAUCGGUGCGUGUCGGCGCGAGUAGUAGCCUGACGUCGGCGGCGCGGAGCGGCAGCGGCCACCACAACUUGUUUCGUGACGGCGGGGCUGCUGGUGGUGCGGGUAGGAGUAAGCGCGGUGUCACGUUCUUCAACCCGAUGGUGCCCGGGGAUCAGAUGACAGGAGAUCCUCAUUUUGCAGCACGCUUCAACACGGGAACAGACAAUCGCUUUACAACAACCUCCGCUUGGGAUCAUGGCAGAAGCACCGAGGUCGGACGAGUGGAUAAGCUGCGGGAAACCACAGCGUCUAUGCUGCACGCCAGCGUGGACAGCCGUGCGGAUUACGACCGCGAACGGCAAAAAACAAUUGUGGGAAUUUUGGACGCUUUGGAAGAGGGCGAGAACUCGCAGGACACACUCGAUCGCCUCUGGUGUGCGUUACGGUCGGAAAAUUCCGUGGCACUGUCGCGUGGCUCUUUAUAGGAUCAUAUUAUUGACAGGAUCAGGAAGUAGAUGUAGAAGUAAGUACCUGUGGCGGCGAGGAUUAUACAACUUUACUUCAGAAUGUAAAAAGUAGUAGAGCAGGCUACAAAUACUACUACAGACGACUGCGUGCUGGCCAUGCAGUCGGGAGAAAAGGUCCAGAUUCAUCUCCUGAAAUAGCCUGAAUGUACCAGUCCAUACAUUCUUUCUUUAACAUUGAAACUGAAAGGAAGCGUUUGAUUCAGUCACGAGAUUGCAAUGAUUUUAAUGAUCGGUAAUAUCGAUAUCGUCAGUAAAUGAUGAAGAUCUAUUUUUCGCAUACUCUCGGAUGAAAAAUCCGAGUGUGCAGUACAGAUACAGUCUUAACACUUUAUAUAUUAGAUCGUGGUCGAUCACAUACACAUAUUGCUAUAGGCUAAUGCUAUUCAUUUUCAUAUUUCGAUGAAGAGCUCUUGUAUAUUGGGAGCAUGAGGACAAGAGCCACUUAUCUUGGUUGUAUCCUAUAUCGUUUUAUCGUGUGAAUGUGAAAAUGAAAACAAGGAGAAAAAAUUUGCUCCGAACUAUAAAUCUGUAUGCAUGGAGAUGGAAUUGGAAAAGCAAAAGUGAAAGUGAACCAUGUACACUUUGAACAUCAGUGACGCCGACAAGUGUUUUAGUCGCCUACUUUCCGGCAAGCCAG
Messenger RNA from Amoebophrya sp. A120, 9029 nucleotides. NCBI's taxonomy places the organism in Eukaryota, Dinophyceae, Syndiniales, Amoebophryaceae. The record is from the annotation of a GenBank genome assembly.